AUGUCGAAAGCUUUAGAUAAAUCAGUGAAGACAGAAGAUGAUAAAUUAUUGUUGUUACGGUUAUUGUUGAUGGAGUUGGUGAAGGAGAGGAAUUAUUACUUACUAGAAAAUGAUUUCCAGCUUUCCAAUAGUAAACACAAAAAUGCUAAAAGAACUGGAGCCAAUUUUCCAAACCAAUGGCCCAAGUGGUGUGGUGCAGCACCGGGAAAUGAAACGAUACAUUUGCAGAGCUCCAGAGUUGAUAUUGCAGUGACUGGUGAGUCAGGAUGUGGGAAAUCAAGCCUGAUAAAUGCUAUCCUUGGGUUUGCAGAGACAGACAAACCUUCAGCACCUGUGGAUGUGAAGGAAACCACACUGGAACCAGUACCUUACAAACAUGUAAGGUUCCCAAAUGUUGUUUUUUGGGACCUUCCUGGAAUUGGAACUCUUAAUUUUCCUGCCAGCAGCUAUUUUGAAAAAAUAAACAUCACAAAAUUUGAUUUCUUUCUCAUCUGUGGCUUGCGCUUUAACAAGAAUGAUGUGCUUUUGGCAAAGGAAAUACUUAGAGCUGGUAAGAAAUUUUUCUUUCUCCGUACCAAAAUUGACACUGAUGUUGAGUAUUACAGGAGGCAAGGUCGACAUGAGGAGACAGCACUAGAGGUUAUUCGGAAGGACUGCAGGAAAAAAAUAGAGCUUGCUGGAAUCACUUCCUUUACUGUAUUCCUCAUAUCCAGCUGGGAAGCUCAUAAAUAUGACUUUGGCAAAUUGCAUGACAUUCUCCGGAAAGAACUUCCAAAGGUUAAAAGGCAGGCAUUCCUUCUGUCGCUUUCCAAUAUAACAUGCUCAGUUAUUGACAUGAAGGUCAGACUGCUAGGGAAACGAGUUUGGAGAGCAGCCUUGCUGUCAUGUUUGUCUUGUGCUAUUCCAAUUCCUAUGUGCCCUGUGAUUUGUAAUGCAAAGAUCCUGGCAGAUGAGGUCAAACUUUAUUAUCAGCAACUAGGCUUAGAUGAAACCUCUUUAUGUUGCCUUUCCAAACGAUACCAGAGACCACUGAGCAGCCUUCAAAGUGAGAUCCGUCAUCAGUAUAUGAGUACAGGAAAUGAUUUUGCAAACCGAAUGCAAAAUGUAGCUGGAGAAACACAGUUCUUGACAUAUCUUGUGCUUAGUUCUCUUCCAGUUCUGGGUUCACUCCCUUCUGCUGCAAUUUCCUUUGAAAUUACAUCAAGGAUGUUACAUCAGCUUCUGGAUGAACUGUCAGAGGACAGCAAACGAGUGCUAAUAAAAGCACUGUCUUACCAAGACAAAGAGCAUGCAUAGGGGGCAUAGUAUCAUGUAAACAAAGACCAUGCAUAGUGAGCAUAGAAUCAUGUAAACAGAGUAUACAUAGUGGGCAUAGUAUCAUGUAAACAGAGUAUACAUAGUGGGCAUAGUAUCAUGUAAACAGAGUAUACAUAGUGGGCAUAGUAUCAUGUAAACAGAGUAUACAUAUUGGGCAUAGUAUCAUGUAAACAGAGUAUACAUAGUGGGCAUAGUAUCAUGUAAACAGAGUAUACAUAGUGGGCAUAGUAUCAUGUAAACAGAGUAUACAUAUUGGGCAUAGUAUCAUGUAAACAGAGUAUACAUAGUGGGCAUAGUAUCAUGUAAACAGAGUAUACAUAGUGGGCAUAGUAUCAUGUAAACAGAGUAUACAUAUUGGGCAUAGUAUCAUGUAAACAGAGUAUACAUAGUGGGCACAGUAUCAUGUAAACAAACAGCAUGCAUAGGAGGCAUAGUAUCAUGUAAACAAAGACCAUGCAUAGUGAGAAUAGAAUCAUGUAAACAGAGUAUCCACAGUGAGCACAGAAUCAUGUAAACAGAUUAUACAUAGUGGGCAUAGUAUCAUGUAAACAAAGAGUAUGCAUAGUGGGCAUGUGAUGGCCUUCAAUGUCUCAAGCAUAAAUGGAAGGGUAAGUGCCCACAAUGCACAGAUUGGAAUGUGGCAAAGCCAUGUGGCCUCAUACUGUAGUAUGCUGUGGGGCUUUCUCAGUGUGCUUAGGUAAUGCCAUCAGUGGGAUAUGCAUGGAUAGUGAGAUGAUGUGACUCAGCACUGUAGUGCUACACUCUGUUAUGCUGUUUCCCAUUGUGAUAUAUGCUGCUUUAUUCAAUGAACUCCUAUUUCUGUUGGGAAUUGCAGAUAUAGGACUGUCCCCGCAACAUUUCCCAACACCUUCCAUCCUGAGAUAAACAAGGAGGCAUACGCCUUCUUCUUUCUCUCCUCUUCCAUCGCCAACUCUUUCAUAGCCUGCUCAUCUAACUGAACCUUGAUCAAUCAGCUAUGCCCCGUACAGGGCUUCAUCAAGCUGCAGCGUAAAGCUAAUUUGAGUAACUAUACAUUUUAAUAUGAAUUUGAAACAAGCAACUAUCAAUGAAAACUGUGACUUGUAAUGGAUGUGAACUGCAGUUAUACUCAGUAAAAUAAGGGAUAAUGCACUGAAGAAGUCAACCAGAGAUGAUCUAAUAUAAAUGCUCCAUCGAUGAGUAAAAUAAAUAAAAUAUACAAAAUGGGUGUACAGAUUCAAAAACUAUAAAUAUAUUAUAUAAAUAACUGGCCAAUACUUAAGCAGGAGUACACAACAGGACAUGUGCUGUUGUGUAUUAAAAUCAGACAUCAUGUUCACUCAUGUUAUGAUCAGUCAUCAUCAAAGCUGAAUGUGCUACCCUCACAAAACUGAUGUUAUUACACUGUAGUACUGAACCAUUUCAACUCUGUACUGCUACUCAGCAAAUACACAUUUACAAUAAGAAAAUUCUCACUUGAUCUAAACACAUUGUACCUAAGGACGCAUCAGCAAACCACUUAACUGUAUUGUGCACCUGGAUCACCCCUGAAAAGGGAUGCUCAUGUCCCGUGGGCUUAUCUGAUAGAUAAUUAAAUCAAGUAACCAAAUCAACCUAUUACAUAGAUUUAAUUUUCAUAGUCAAUCUUUUAUAGUAAAUUAUCUCAGAAUAAACUAACAUGAGAAACAUUAAGAAAAGUAAAGGUGAAAUCUGCACAUGGGCAGAAACUCUGAAAAUAUGAUCCAGAUCUAUGGCAUGGCUACAAGUCAAAUAGAAUUUCUGGUUGCAACAGUCUUGGAAUGAAAAGCUACCAAGAGUACAUAUACACUGAACCCCAUAAGGCAGUAUUCUUUCAAAAUUCAGGUUUCAAAAACAGUCUGAGAAUGAAAAAGGAUGAAUUUAGAAAAUAUAGAAUUAUUUCUUUGUAGUUCAACUGUGUGACAUAAAGGUUUUUAGCAAUGACUAUACCCAAUGUGCCCCAGGGUCAUCUAGCAAUGACUAUACCCAAUGUGUCCCAGGGUCAUCUAGCAAUGACUAUACCCAAUGUGUCCCAGGGUCAUCUAGCAAUGACUUUACCCGAUGUGUCCCAGGGUCAUCUAGCAAUGAAUUUACCCGAUGUGUCCCAGGGUCAUCUAGCAAUGACUAUACCCGAUGUGUCCCAGGGUCAUCUAGCAAUGACUAUACCCAAUGUGUCCCAGGGUCAUCUAGCAAUGACUAUACCCGAUGUGUCCCAGGGUCAUCUAGCAAUGACUAUACCCGAUGUGUCCCAGGGUCAUCUAGAAAUGACUAUACCCAAUGUGUCCCAGGGUCAUCUAGCAAUGACCAUACCCGAUGUGUCCCAGGGUCAUCUAGCAAUGACUAUACCCAAUGUGUCCCAGGGUAAUCUAGCAAUGACUAUACCCAAUGUGUCCCAGGGUCAUCUAGCAAUGACUAUACCCAAUGUGUCCCAGGGUCAUCUAGCAAUGACUAUACCCAAUGUGUCCCAGGGUCAUCUAGCAAUGACUAUACCCGAUGUGUCCCAGGGUCAUCUAGCAAUGACUAUACCCGAUGUGUCCCAGGGUCAUCUAGCAAUGACUAUACCCAAUGUGUCCCAGGGUAAUCUAGUAAUGACUAUACCCAAUGUGUCCCAGGGUCAUCUAGCAAUGACUAUACCCGAUGUGUCCCAGGGUCAUCUAGCAAUGACUAUACCCGAUGUGUCCCAGGGUCAUCUAGCUCAUUGACAUACAACUUUUGUCACUGACUAUAUCUUGAUGCCACAGUUUCGGCUAUCUCUGGGGCAUAAAGGUUUUAAGGUGAAUGUAUUCUUUGUGCCCCAAAUUCAAUUAGCUCAGGGCAUAAGGUUUGUUCACCGACUAUACUUUAGGUGUCCCUGAUUCAUCUAACUCUUUUGCAUAAAGGUUGUGGUGCUAACUAUACCCUGUUCUCCAAAUUCAGCUAGCUCUGGCACGUUAAGAUUUUGGCACUGCCUGUGCCAUAAGAGCUCCAGUUUCAGCUAGAAGGGAGUGAGUGCCUGAGGUCAUUUAUGACACUAUGUUAUGGAUGAAGGGAGUCAGUGGAUCACAGACAUGUAGUUUAGGGAUUGGGCAGUACUCCAAUAUUCUAGUACUGCAUGCACAGAGGGAUAGAGUGGUGUCAGCCUGGCAAACAAGUGCACUCACUGCAGAUGAGCAUUGUGAGUAUGUAACCAGGCACUCCACCCCUCUGGCCAGCCAACAGAGAGAUGCUUGUUAGAAGUAUGAGAAAUGUCCUAACUCUCAAAGAAUGGCAUCCACACUUCAUUAUUUUUACCUAUCCCUCCUGGCUUCUUUCCAUACCAGGUAUGGUGAAGAAUGACUUGGCCAGUUAGAGACAAGGCUAGAUGGCCAUGGAAACAGAGAUACAGGGAAAAAUAUUUCAAAAGUACUCUAAGUGGUCGAAUUUAAGAACACAGUGCAAUACUAUUUCAGAAAGAGUUUUAACACAUGGGGGAUAAGAGAAAGCAGUGUCCUCUUACUGACAUACAUGGUAUUAAGUAGCCUACAAGGUCAAAAGAUAUUGGCACAUGACUAUAAAAGCAGAAAGAUCCUUUUUACAAUAAUAGCCUUGACUCAAAGAGAUGAAUUACAUAAUAUUUUGGGUUGUCAAGCUUGUGAUAAGAAAACGUUUCAGUGUACAACUAGACGUGCAGAGAAACAGUGAAGGUGUCAUUCCAAAUACUGUACAAAGCUAUAACAAUGAUGCUUUGCCUGACUAUGCUGAUUUAUAAACAGGCUUGAGUAUGUUAUCAAGAGAUUGUCAUCAAAGUCAAAACUAUUGCAACAAUACAUGUACUGAGGAAAAUAACAGCUGGCCUAAGAAAAAGCGAUUAAGUCCAAUGCAAUUUCUGUGUUAAAUACUCUCAACAUUUCCAUUCUCAUAUUCUGGCUAUAUUGUUUAAUACGAAUAACAUAUUACAACCUGAUUCUGAAGCCCUGAACUAUAAGAGUCUACAGUGAACACAUGGAAAGAAUGCAGAUUGCUUUUAUGAGCCAGUUAUCAGUCGAAAUGUUAUACACAAAAAUAGUCAAAGUGUGCAUGACGGCACAUUUUAUCGUUUUCAGUUUGUUCUUUUCUGUUUAUUAUAUGUCUUAUGCAUUUUCAACUACUUAUUAUGUAAUAAUACCUUUCAUUGUUUUGAUAAUAUGGUUUUAUAUUAUCAUGUUGUUACUCUCCUGAACUUUGUCCUUUCCUGUCCUCCUUCAAUGUUCAUAAAACAGUAAGAAAACUGCAAUAGGUUUACAGUGAAACUGUUGUAAAACUAGUCUCAUCUGCAUGUUACCCAUAGUUUGUCCUUAUUGCACUGAACUUUUUUUAUUAUUAUAUCAUCUUAUUGUAACAUUUCACUGUAUCUAGUAUCUGUAUACUUAUAGUCUAGUGACUGACCUGCCCACUUUGCACAGUGCUCUACCCUGAUAUAAGAAAUCUAAAUAAAUAACUAAAAAGGCAAUGAAAAUAAGAGUUUGUUAAUUAAGGUAAGGUGGAAUGAUUCGAUGUACCCGUGAAAAUAUUUCAAGAAACUUUACAGAAAGCAGAAAGGUGGCAUAUGAAUACAGGAAUUAUACGAUACAGACCAACGUUAGCAGAUCCAGAGAAAUCCACAGAAUAUAGUAGACAUGAUAAGCUGCUCUCUUCCCAGUCCCCAUAGUUUUAAGAAGACUUGACUACAUUUAAAACUAUUGAAGCUGUAGGGAAGGGGCAAGCGAGAAAGCUUUUGGGCUUGCUAAGACCCACAACUUAGGUACAAAACAAGGAAGGUUACUAACAAAGAUAUUUUUUAUGAAAUCCACAACUGCACACAGAAUGACACAUUUUCAUUUUAAGGGAGUUUAGGCUAGAUAUGGCUGACCUGUCUGCAUGUUCCUUGAAACACUCUGCCUUUUCAUCAAAGUAAAAAUUAAUGAAAUGUUAUUAAUUGAAGAAAACAGAAACACAAAUAUUAAAUAUGGGACAGUGUCCCCCACACCACUAUACAGUAAGCUGUACCUGCCUACUUUGGUAUAUCUUGGGAGAAAUGGUAAUUUCCCCCACUGCAUCAAGUCCAAGUCGCAGGACAUGUACUAUUGUGCAUUCUUAACUCAUUACAUCCGAAUG
This is a messenger RNA of Protopterus annectens (West African lungfish), 6405 nucleotides long. RefSeq names its product interferon-inducible GTPase 5-like. The record is from RefSeq and is a predicted model, not a curated record. NCBI's taxonomy places the organism in Eukaryota, Metazoa, Chordata, Ceratodontiformes, Protopteridae. Gene Ontology annotation, cellular component: membrane. Bases 1 to 1296 code for a protein of 431 amino acids. Gene Ontology annotation, molecular function: GTP binding; GTPase activity. The transcript has 2 exons.